This is a messenger RNA of Didymodactylos carnosus, 2040 nucleotides long. NCBI's taxonomy places the organism in Eukaryota, Metazoa, Rotifera, Eurotatoria, Philodinida, Philodinidae. The record is from the annotation of a GenBank genome assembly.
AUGGCUUCAUCAACCACUGAUAGUUUAUGGUUUGUUGCCGGUAGUACAGCUGAAGGACAAGCCUAUGCUGUACAUUGUGGACAGAAAAGUGUUCAAGAUAUUGAUAUCAUGAUGGUCGAAGGUACAAUUAGUUCUCCAACAGCUCUUAUUCCAACAAAUAUUUCUGGUUUUAAACAAAUCCGAUUUGACCAAGUAAAAAUAUUAGGUGGUCAAUCGUGUCUGACGUCAACACUAAAUUCCAAUGGAGUAUUAUGUCUUAAUGGUUUAAAAAUGAAAGAACAUGUGUUGUCUCGUUGUAGAAAUGAGACAACACCUGUUGCAGAAGUACCAGGGACGGAUAGAACAGAAUACCAAACAGAUUCUGCAGCAGCUUCUGUUGCUGCAACACAGAAAUAUGACCCAUUAGCAUCGGAAAACCAUUUUACACACGUUUUUUCUGAUCUUUUACAUCCUCAGCAACCAUCAUUGCCACCUAAUUUAUUAAAAGAACGAUUUCGUAAAAUUUCUGACGGUGUUAUGGACGCUAUGCGUCGUUAUGUGUUACCAUUAGUAACAAAUGAACAAACACAAAAAACAGUAACAGAAUGGUGUAUGAAUGAACAACGUUUUCGUGAUUUAUUGAAUAUGAUUGGUCCUGUUUACGGCUAUCAUUUACCUCAAAAAUUGAAACAGCAAUUACAAUUAAUACUGGAUUUUUAUGAUAAACAUAAGCAUUUGUCAAAUUCAUUUCACUGUAAACAGAUAACUGACUAUUUUAAAUCUUGUAUGCCAAAGGAAAUAGACUGGGUUCCGGCUAUACAAAUCAAAGGUUUUUGGCCGGAUGAUGUUAAAUGGUUUCUCAAACGUUUUAAAAAAAAUCGUCCACAUUUGUAUGACGAAAUAAUACCGACUACAUCGAUGCAUCUUAUAGCUAAAUGGCCAAGAAAAACGUCGAACACCGAUGAAGAACUGGGAUUUCGUUAUUCGUUUUCAGCUCUUGAACGUGCAAUCGCACAAAAGCGUACUGAAAAUGAGCAAAUUCUAAAUGGUAUCGCCCGAUCCAUUUACUAUCGUUACCUGAAAACGACUCGUAAUCUGAUACCGUCGUAUUUCGUUAAGACAACGGUAUUAUGGAUGUGUGAAAUAAUGUCUGAUUUAAUCAAAAAGAUUGUUGGGGAUAGUUCUGAAUCUGUAGCACGACAAAUUGGCUUUGAAUGGAUCAAAUUUGCUACAAAACAAUUGCAACAGGGUAUUUGUCCGCAUUAUUUUAUUGAAAAUGUAAAUCUGCUUGAACCCUAUAAACAAGAAUUAUUGAAUGAAGCAUCUAAUACUCUUUACGAGAAAGUCAAUUUAGAUCAAAUGAUUCAAAUAGAAUUCAUGGAAAUACGCAAGCAAAUGAUUGAAGGUAUGUACAAAAACGAUGAACAAUUUAUACGACAAUUAAAAGUCGUUGAUUUAAUACAAGCGGUGAAUGAUUAUCAUGAAAUGAAACAUUUGUGGUCUUUACCUGUUGAUUAUAAUAACAACGAUAAUGCUGUAGCAUCAUGUUUGUCAAUAUUAAAUCUAAUGGGUUCGGUUGACAAUAAUCAACCAAAUUGGAUCAGUUUUCGCGAAUUAAUACUUAAAAAUGACGAAGAGGAUGAACAACAACAGGAACCACCGAUAUGGGGCGAAGAUGUGACAUUAUGGGGUCCAUCAGAGUUUACUGAAAAUUUACGUGCUGUUGCCUUACUACUAAAAUUAAUAAAUGAAAUUUUAAUUAAUGAAAGCUUUACUGAUUAUCGUUGUGUCGAAUAUAAUCCACAUGAUAUUCAAAGUCUUCAAAGUAUUUCACGAGAGGCUAUGAACCCAGCUAAUAUGAUGCCUUAUCUUAUAUCAGUAUAUGGUUCAUUAUUUACCGGUUCUUCUUUUGGUAUGAAUCAAAAUCGAAUGAAGCAAGUUUUAUCAUCGUUUCUUCGACGAACAUUAAUUCAAGAUCAAGGAGUUGGACCACGAUUGAAUUUACAAACGGAAAAUGGUGAGUAUAGUAUUAUUAUAAUUCGAACUUUUAUGAAACUCUGA